AUGUCUGAAUUCAUCAAACGACAGCUUGUUGUAUUCGAUUUUGACUGGUCGUUGGUUGACCAGGACUCAGAUCGAUGGAUAUUCGAAGUUUUAUGCCCUGAGUUGCGACGAAAGUUGAAUGACCUCAAACGCGAGGUACAAUGGACCGAUCUCAUGUAG
Messenger RNA from Fibroporia radiculosa, 159 nucleotides. RefSeq lists its product as uncharacterized. Gene Ontology annotation, molecular function: phosphatase activity. The transcript is spliced from 2 exons. Lineage: Eukaryota; Fungi; Basidiomycota; Agaricomycetes; Polyporales; Fibroporiaceae. The record is from RefSeq and is a predicted model, not a curated record. Bases 1 to 159 code for a protein of 52 amino acids.